This is a messenger RNA of Ictidomys tridecemlineatus (thirteen-lined ground squirrel), 2754 nucleotides long. The record is from RefSeq and is a predicted model, not a curated record. Lineage: Eukaryota; Metazoa; Chordata; Mammalia; Rodentia; Sciuridae.
AUGUGGGUAGCUUCCAGGUGUCCUGCAUGGGAGCAGCACCCAGGAUUUCUGCUCAGGCUGAACGACAAUGGUUAUGAAGGCCUUGUCAUUGCUAUAGAUUCUGGUGUGCCAGAAGAUGGAAAACUAAUUGAAAAAAUAAAGGCCGAUGUUAGAGUUGCAGCACCAGCCCUCCCAGGCAGAGAUAAACCUUACACCAGGCAAUUCACAGAGUUUGGGGAAAAAGGAGAAUAUACUCAUUUUACCCCUGACUUUAUACUAGGAAGAAAACACAAUGAGUAUGGACCAUCAGGUAAAGUGUUUGUCCAUGAGUGGGCCCAUCUCCGCUGGGGAGUGUUUGAUGAGUACAAUGAAGAGAAGCCUUACUACUUCUCCAAGUCAAAAAAAAUUGAAGCAACAAGGUGUUCCAUAGGUAUCACCGGCAGAAAUAGAGUUUAUAUAUGUCAAGGAGACAAUUGUUUAAAUAGAUCAUGUAAAAUUAAUUCUACAACCAAAUUAUAUGAAAAGAACUGUCAAUUCUUACCUGAUAAAAUCCAAACAGAAAAGGCAUCCAUAAUGUUUAUGCAAAGUUUUGAUUCUGUUGUUGAAUUCUGUAAUGCAAAAAACCAUAACCAAGAAGCUCCAAGCCUACACAAUAUAAAGUGCAAUUUCAGAAGUACAUGGGAAGUAAUCAGCAAUUCUGAGGAUUUUAAAAACACUGUGCCUAUGGUGGCACUGCCCCCUCCACCUGCCUUCUCAUUGCUGAGGAUCAGUGAAAGAAUUGUGUGUUUAGUUCUUGAUAAGUCUGAAAACAUGAAGGAUUUUAACCGGCUAAAUCGAAUGAAUCAAGCAGCCAAAUAUUUCCUUCUUCAAACCAUUGAAAAUGGAUCCUGGGUAGGAAUAGUUGAGUAUGAUAUCACUGCCCAAAUCAAAAGUCAGCUAGUUCAAAUAAUAAGCAACAAUGAAAGAGGAAAGCUCUUAGAGAGCUUACCUACAGAAGCUUCAGGAGGAAUUUCCAUCUGCUCUGGAAUUGAAGCUGCAUUUCAGGUAAUUAGAGAAAAAUACCAUCAAUUAGAUGGAUCUGAAAUAAUACUGGUGACUGCUGGAGAGGACAAAAAUGCAAGGAAUUGCAUAGACAAAGUGAAACAAAGUGGGGUCAUCAUUCAUUCUAUUGCAUUAGGACCAUCUGCUGACACAAUAUUAAUGGAGAUGAGCAUAAUAACAGGAGGAAGUCAUUGUUUUGCCUCAGAUGAAGCCCAGAGCAACAGUCUCAUUGAUUCUUUCAGGACCUCUGGAUUAGGAAACACAGAUAUCUCCCAGCAGUCUCUUCAGCUUGAAAGUAAGGGAUUAGCACUGAACAACAAUCCCUGGAUGAAUGGCUCUCUAGUAAUUGAUAGCACAGUGGGAAAAGACUCAUUCUUUUUCAUCACAUGGGAUAAUCAGCCUCCUACUAUUUCUCUCUGGGAUCCUAAUGGAACACUGAUGAGAAGUUUCAUAGUGGACAGUCAUUCCAAAAUGGCCUAUCUCAGUAUUCCAGGAAAUGCACGGGUGGGCAUAUGGACUUACAGUCUUCAGGCCAAAGCAAACCCAGAAACACUAACAAUGACAGUAACCUCUCGGGCAGCAAAUUCUUCUGUGCCUCCAAUCACAGUGAAUGCUAAAAUGAACAAAGACACAAACAGUUUCCCCAGCCCGAUGAUCAUUUAUGCACAAGUUCUACAAGGAUAUGUCCCCAUUAUUGGAGCCAGUGUGACUGCUUUUAUUGAAUCAAACAGUGGAAAAACACAAGUUUUGGAACUUUUGGACAAUGGUGCAGGUGCUGAUUCUUACAAGGAUGAUGGGGUAUACUCCAGGUACUUCACAGCUUAUGAAGAAAAUGGAAUAUAUAGCUUAAAAGUACAAGCUUAUGGAGGAACAAAUACUGCCAUGAGAAGCUUAAAACACCCACUGAAUACUGCUUCACGUCUCUCAGGCUGGGUAGUCAAUGCUAAAAUUGAAGAGAAUCUACCAAGUCCUGAAAAUGAUGAGGAUACUCAAACAUUUUUGGAGAGUUUCAGCAGAACAGCAUCUGGAGGUGCAUUUGUGGUAUCCCAAGUUCCACAGCUUCCUUUGCCUGACCAGUUUCCACCAAGUCAAAUCACAGACCUUGAUGCCACAGCUGAGGGGAAUCAGAUCAAUCUAACAUGGACAGCACCAGGAGAUAAUUUUGAUGUUGGAAAAGUUCAACAGUAUAUCAUAAGAAUAAGUAGAAGUAUUAUGGAUCUAAGAGACAAUUUUGAUGAUGCGCUUCAAGUUAAUACUACCAACCUGUUACCAAAAGAGGCCAACUCCAAGGAAACCUUUGCAUUUAAACCAGGAAACAUCUCAGAAGAAAAUGCAACCCACAUAUUCAUUGCCAUUCAAAGUGUAGAUAAAAGCAAUUUGAUAUCAAAAGUAUCCAACAUUGUACGUGUAGCUUUGUUUAUCCCCCAAGCAGAUCCUGGUCCUGAUGAAAGCCAACCAAACCCUGGAGUUAACAUUUCUACCUUGAUGUUGUCAGUGGUUGGAUCUGUGGUAGUUGUUAGUAUUAUUUUAAGUACCACCAUUUAUAUUUUAAAGAAGAAAAAAAAUGCAAGUAGACCAAGGACUUGGUUUUAAUAUGAUCAACAAAAUUGAAGGAUACCUGUGAAUUUUUAAAUUCUUCUUUGGAUAAUUAACUCAUAAAAAUAAUUUUAAGAGGUCUAGAAAGAAUACUUUAAUUAAAUAUAAACAUCCAAAGAUAUUCAAAAUACAGACUAA